Molecule: messenger RNA, 2106 nt
Organism: Polychytrium aggregatum
Lineage: Eukaryota; Fungi; Chytridiomycota; Chytridiomycetes; Polychytriales
Exons: 8
Coding region: 110-2008 (632 amino acids)
Biological process (GO): response to starvation; autophagy
Cellular component (GO): cytoplasm
Molecular function (GO): protein binding
Source: RefSeq, a predicted model, not a curated record
AGAGUCAAGAGACGGAGACGAGGAGAGUCUCGGGGCCAAGAGCUCGGCAGUCGACGAUAACGAGUUCGGGGUCGGCAUCUUUGCAACCCUUCCUCGCGCCGGUGCCGGUAUGCGAGCCGAGCCCAAGAAGCUUAGGUCCCCGACCACUUCCCUCGCAAGCUUCACAUCCUACAUAUCCAAUAUCGGCUCAUACGUCGCUCAGAACUUGCCCGACAAAUUCGUUGCUGGCACUGCUCCGCGAGACUCUGCCGGUCACGACGACGUCGGUGAGACGAUCCUCUUUUCCAAGUUCGAAUGGGUUGACUGGAAUCUGCCGCUCCCGCAGCUGUCGCUGCCUGACCCUGAGCGACUGAUCUCUCCUGCAUGGUACAGCCGCAGACUUUGCCUGCUGCUCGGAUACGCCAGCGGUAUCCAGGUUUGGAGCCUGGGGGACCUUGAAAACAUUCGCGAGGUGUUUUCUGUCCGUGGCUACUACGAAAGCAUCCAAAACAUUGUUGCUCUUCCAAUGCCCGAGCGGUCGACCACCCUCUCGGAUAGCUUUGCUUCAGCUCGGCCGUUGAUUGCGGUUGUCGCCGAAGCAAAAGGCUCGUCGCGGUUCGAAGGACGCGCGGCGCAUUUCAUGUCGCUUGCAACAAACCAAGUCAUCUUUACGUUUCGCCAGCGAGAGCGUGAGAAAAUCAAGGAAGUCAAGGCCACGACUCGACAUGUUCUGAUUGGCACAAGCACCAGCAUCCAUGUUCUGAGCGCCCAUUCCUUGUCGACACUCGUCGUCAUCAACGACGUUUUUAUCAACCCCGCGACCGAGACACCCAGCUUUGAUAUCGGCGCUCGUUUCCUCGCCUACGCGUGUCAGGGGCCAAUCUCGACAAUUCCAAGAACAACCGCGAUCGUCGACGACCGCUCGGAAGGUGGGUCGGACGAUGAUGCCGUCGAGUCCAGCGUUGCCAUCAACGCUGAGAAGAUUGGUAAGGCCGCUGGCAAGGUUGCCAAGGAGCUGAUCGGUGGUGUCAAGGUUAUCGGUGGAUAUGGCUAUCAGGCACUCUCGAGCUACUUCUCGGGCACACAGCCCCGACCGACCCACAGCGGCUUAGAUGCAUCCGAGACCGAAGCCAGCAGCAGCGGUGCUCCGCGGGACAGCGAGAAGAAAUCGGACCAUCGACAGGGCUAUAUUGCAGUGCGAGAUUUGGGACUGCUCGGCAAGUCAGCCACGGAUGACUCGACGUUGCUGCCGCCGGCGGUGGCCUGCUGGAAGGCGCACGAGAACCCCGUCGCCAUAGUCAUGUUCACUCCAUCCCAAACCCGGCUCAUCACCGUGUCGACCCACGGCAACAACUGCUACAUCUGGGAGCUCCCCGGGCGCCCAAAGGCCGAUCGGUCCCCGCAUGUGCCGCACUGCAUCUACAAGCUCGAGCGCGGAUAUACCCAUGCUGUAGUCGAAGACAUCACCUGCAGUCUCGACGGCAAGUGGGUCGGUGUCAGCACUGCAAAGGGCACCACCCAUCUCUACGGCCUCGAAUCUUCCGAGCGCAAAGCCGAGGGUAGCUCCUCAUCACCCAGCGACGGUGCUCUGCCUGUAUACUCCCCGCCCGCCACGCAGGCUCGCACAACCACACCGCUCUAUCCCGCUGCCCGCAUCCGACAAGCUGCGCCUCUCGACAAGAAAGCCUCCCUCGAGACACUACCCCCACUGCCACCCAACCCAGCGAUCGACGGCUUUGGCCGGUCCGCCAGCUCGGCUUCCCAGACCAGUUUGGCAUCCCAAAAGGGUUUCUACCAGCAACAGCAGCCCGCAUCUCGGUCGUUUGUGGCCGAGACACCCCGCGGAUCAACGACGGGACGCAGUCUUCUGAUUGCCUGCUUCGGACUGGACGAAGAAAGUGUGUUCGCCAACUCUGCGCGCGAAAGCAAAGUCCGCGCCGAGUCCGGGCGACAUGCAGCGUCAAAGCCGAACGGAGCGGCGUCACACCCAUUCGAGCAGGCAUCGAGCACAGGGCGUCGGCGAUCGUGACACCGCCGAAGCCGGCGUCUGGGGAUCGAUUUUCACCAUCCAGUCUGCUGUCGACGGCCCUGCACGGAAUGUCGACCUCCAGCCGGUCACCCGGUAGC